Dictyostelium discoideum AX4 is the source of this 2043-nucleotide messenger RNA. RefSeq lists its product as hypothetical. Gene Ontology annotation, molecular function: metal ion binding; hydrolase activity; acid phosphatase activity. The transcript has a single exon. The record is from RefSeq and is a predicted model, not a curated record. Lineage: Eukaryota; Evosea; Eumycetozoa; Dictyosteliales; Dictyosteliaceae. Bases 1 to 2043 code for a protein of 680 amino acids.
AUGAAUUUCAGUGUUGAAGAGAAAACUCUUUUAGGUUUAGGUUUAUUUAAUAUAUUAUUAUUAUUAAUAUUUAUAAUUCAUUUUAGUAUAAUAUAUAAUUUAUCAAAAAAAAGAGUUAAAACAUAUGUAAAUAAUGGGCCCAAUAUAAACCCCACUUCGACAGAUGACGAAUAUGGUAUUGAAUUAACUGAUAAUACUAAAAAAAAUCAAAUACCUGUUAAUAAUAAUAAUAAUAAUAAUAAUAAUAAUAAUAAUAAUAAUAAUAAUAAUAAUAAUAAUAAUAAUAAUAAUAAUAUAAUUAAUAAUGUAAAUGAAAAUUAUAAUAGUAGUAAAAAUAUUAGAAAAUUAUUUAGAUAUAUUGAAUUUAAGAAUAGAAGGAAUUAUAUGGGAUUAAUGUCAGAAUGUAUUGCAUCAUUAACUAUAUUUGAAUUGUUGAUAUUGGUAUUGGUUAUGUUUGAUAAAUUACAUAUUGCAGCAGGAAUUGUGUUGAUGUUAUUUGGAUUUAUUUUAUUUUGGACAAUUUGGGUUGUACCAAUUGACGAUGAUAAAUUUUUAAAAUCAACAUUUAAAAUUGAAAAUGGUUUUAAAAGGUUCAUUAAAAGACAAUCAUUUAAAUUUAAAAUUGGUAAUUUAAAAAAGAACCAAAGAUAUUGGUAUUGCUUAAUACCAGCAUUGACCGCGAUACUAUUGGUUACCAUACUUUUAGAGGGAACUUGUGAGGACCAAUUAUCAUUCAUCGAUUCGAGAAUCAUGAGAAAAUAUAUGAAUCCCACAUGUGCGACUUCUGGCGAACCGUGUCUCAUUUACCUAACAUUAAACCAACAACCAAGUACGAGUAUAAUUGCCAACUUUCACACCUCCUCGAGAAAGGGCGACCCCGAGCCCAACCCAAUCUGUCUCUACGACACCACGCCUAUGGGCAAUAACACAUCGGGCUAUCGUUAUAUAGCCUAUGGUAAUUACUAUAAGAUGCCAUUGGAGGUGAUUAGAUACGUCAAUUGGGUGCAUAUUGAAGGAUUGCAGCCAAAGACAUCCUACUACUUCACCUGUGGAACUUGGAAAAACGGGUUCUCACAUGAAAGAAAAUUUAAAACUCAAUCUGAUAAUCCAAAAGAUGGUUAUAGUUUUGUUGUGGGUGGCGAUGUUGAUAUCACUGCCGAUGCUGCCACUUUAUUGAAAACCUCGGCAUUGAAGAAUCCAGAUUUCGCAAUGAUUGGUGGUGAUUUAGCUUAUGACCAUGCCCAAUAUACUUGCUAUAGAAUCGUUGAUAAAUGGCUAAACAAUUGGCAAUACAAAAUGAUAUCGGCAACAGGUUAUACCAUUCCUUUGAUUGCUUCAAUUGGUAAUCAUGAAGUAAUUGGUGACUAUGAUGCACCCUCACACAGAAUACCCUUCUUUAAGAGAUAUUUCCCACAAAUGACAAAACGAGAGGACCCUGGUGAUGGCAAUAAUGUAGAUGACAGGAAAACUUACAAUACAAUCAAUAUCGGUGGUCCAAAUGGUACUGUAAUCUUUAAUUUAGAUAGUGGUCAUCAUUCAUCACUAAGUGAACAAGCAAUUUGGAUGAAUCAACAAUUAUCAUCAUCACCAUCAUCAUCUUCUUCAAUGAAUUUUAAUUCAACUCAAUUACGUUUCUCAAUUUAUCAUGUACCAAUGUAUCCAACUAUUAGAGAAUAUUCAAAUCCAAAAUCAACUGCUAUUCGUGAUAAUUGGUUAUCAACUUUUGAUAAAUUUAAAUUUAAUAUUGCUUUUGAAAAUCAUGAUCAUGCUUAUAAACGUACUUUACCAUUAUUCAAUAACACUGUUAUUAAUGGUACUAAUAGUGGUGGUGGUGGUCAAUCUUCAACACUUUAUAUUGGUGAUGGUAGUGCUGGAACUGGAAUUAGGCCAUUACCAAGUUCAAGUUUGAAGUGGUAUCAAGCUUUUUCAAAAUCAACUCAUUAUAUUACACUUAUCAAUGUUAUUCCAACAAAUAGAACAAUAACUUUCAAUUCUUUCGAUACAAAUAAUAGUACUUUUGAUAGUGGUUAUAUUACUUAUUAA